GGACUGCAUUGUCAACAAUGGUAGACAUUUGCUCAGGCCGUUGGAUCUUAAAAGGCUAACUGUGCCUCUGUGGAUUGCACAGCAAGAAUGGCAUAUCCAGGGAAGUCUCUCUUAAGGAGAUCUUUCAGUGAGCAUAUCAGGGUCUCUACCACGAAAGCAUGGGAUGUUUUUUGGAAGAGCACACGAGAAAAGCGUUUAUCAGAAAUAGAGGCCAAAGAAGCCUGUGACUGGCUGAAGGCUGCGGGUUUCCCCCAAUAUGCUCAGAUGUUUGAAGAUAUGCAGUUUCCUAUUGACAUCAAAACUGUGAGAAAAGAUCAUGAGUUUUUAGAUCAAGAUGCGAUAGAAUCCCUGUACAGACGGUUAAAUACAUUGAAUAAAUAUGCAGCAAUGAAGCUGGAAAUAAGUCGGCAAAGAAAGCGGAGUGAUGAAUCUGAAGAAGAUGAACCUUGCGCAAUCAGUAACAAAUGGACUUAUGAGAAACAGACUCAGAGAUGGUCUCGUUUGAAGAGCACAGGAGGUUCUGGUGCAGUAGUUCCCAACAGUCUGAGGCUUAAGAGCUCUGGGAGUGGGGACAUAGCAUUUUCUGAUCAAGGAGAGAGAAAUGAUGAGUCCUCCAUUCACAGUUCUAGCAGUGGAGACAGCGACUUGAUCAGCUUCCCAAAAACUUGUGAGGAUGUUGAGACAAGCAGGAGCUCUUCAACAUGUUCCUCGAAUAAAUUGGCAUCGCCCGACUCUACCUUCAGUUGCUCUCCUUCGCCUAGUGAAACCUUGAAGAUAAUUAGUGAGGACAAGCUCUUGGAUAAACCAUCCCCCAAAACGGGAAGGAGUUUCUUAAAGAAAAUGGAGAAGCUGCGUCUCAGAAGUAGCGGUAGCAGUUUGAAGAGAGAAGCACAUUCAAAGGCCAAACCCAUUAUUAGCGAGCCAAUUCUCCUAGAAGGUCUAAGUGAAGAAAAGCUGAAAAACCUUAAUUGUGUAGAUAUUUCGGACAUGCCUGAGAGUCGGCCAACGCAGCCGUCUUACUCCACACAGACCUCUAGCAGCAGCCAGUCUGAAAACAGCAGCACUGUAAGUACCCCAAGCCCUGUUAUCAAAGUGAGGAGGCACAGCAAAAGAGGUGGACUGUAUGCAGAAGAAAUGGAUUCCAGCAAACUUUCCUCGUGGAGUGAUCUUUCGGAGAGUAACUUCAAAAACGAGAUGCAUUUGCAGGAGAGCAAAGUAUUUCAUGUACCACAAGGACAUAAGCCUGGGACGUUUCCCAAAGCACUGACCUACAGUCUCUUGUCUCCAAUAGACAAUACUUCUGUAAACUGGAGAACUGGGAGUUUUCAUGGGUGCCAGAGGAAUAGGGUUCAAUUUAGGUCUCAGGAGCCUGAAACUCCGCUUAGUUCUCUUUCAUUGAUGGAUAACAGACUGAGCAUAUACGACAACGUGCCGGGCAAUCAUCUUGGCGAUGAUGAUGUUUUUACAGAACUAGACAGUGUCAUGGAACAUGUUAAUGGGCUCAGGAAGUUGGUCAGUCAGUGGACAGAGAAAUUCUCUGAUGAUGGGGACUCAGACUCUGCCAGUCCCUCCAACGAGUCAACCUCCCCAUGCCCAUCAUCCCCUAAGGAAAUCCACCUUGAGAUUAAAAAGCAUUCAGAAGGGAAAUUGGCAGAGUUGCCAGUCACUGAUGGUGUAGAGGAGUGUAAACAUACCAGUGGCUAUGGCCUCACGGAACUGGCAUACGUAACGGCAUCGGGGACAAGACUGACAUCACCACAUUCCAUCAGACAUGUGAGGAGACAUUGGUCUACUGAGGAAGGCACAAAUCUGGAAAGUCUUUCUCGGCAAAUUGACAGCCAGUCAGCAGCCCACCUUAACCGAAUGCAGAAGCUUGCUUUGUUAAAAUUGACUGCUUUAAUGGACAAAUACUCUCCUUCAAGCAGACAAGGAUGGAACUGGACUGUUCCAAAGUUCAUUCGAAAAAUAAAAGCUCCUGAUUAUAAGGACAAAAUAGUAUUUGGAGUACCAUUACUGUUAAAUGUACAGAGAACAAGUUAUCCACUUCCAAGGAGCAUACUCCAAGCCAUGGACUACUUAAGAGACCAUUUUCUUGACCAGGUUGGCCUUUUCCGAAAAUCUGGUGUGAAAUCUAGGAUCCUUUACUUAAGAGAAAUGAAUGAAAAUGACCCAAACAACAUAACUUAUGAAGGGCAAUCAGCAUUUGAUGUUGCAGACAUGGUGAAACAGUAUUUCCGAGAUCUUCCAGAACCUAUAUUCACUAGCAAGCUCUGUGAAUCCUUCCUCCAUAUCUAUCAAUAUCUGCCAAAAGAUCAGCAAUUUUGUGCUGUCCAAGCUGCUAUUCUUCUGCUUCCAGAUGAAAAUCGCGAAGCUUUGAAAACUCUUCUGUUCUUUCUCAAGGAUGUAGUAGCUUUUGUGGAGGAAAACCAAAUGACUCCAACCAACAUUGCGGUCUGUCUGGCACCAUCUUUAUUUCAUCUUAAUAACCUGAGGAGAGAGAGUUCCUCUUCAUCUAGAUCCAGCCAGAGGAAAUACAGUACUGGAAAACCAGACCAGAGGGAUCUCAGUGAGAACUUGGCUGCGACGCAAGGCCUGGCGCACAUGAUAAUGGAGUGCCACAGACUGUUUCAGAUACCAGACUACUGCUUUGACCAGGGUUAUGAAGAUUUACAUGAUCAAAACUCAGAUGAAGAAGCUUCACACCAGACCUCCUUAACAAAGUAUUCUGGCACAGUGAUUUCCUUGGAGCACUCCAUGCAGGACUUGCUCCGCGAUUCCAAGGAAAAAUUCAAGAACUGGGUUACUUGCUCCAUCUUAGAAGGAGUGGAAUCUGCAUAUAAAAAGGUGGAUGAUAAUUACCAUGUCCGGUUAUGGAAAGCUUCUGUUGAAAUUGACGCUAUCCCUAAAGUAGUUCUAUAUCGGGUACUGAUGGAACAGCACCUAUGGGAACCAAGACUUCAGCAAAAAAAAAUCCUAGAGAACUUAGAUGAUGAAACAGACAUUUACCACUACACAACAGAGAGUAUGCCUCCACUUCCUCCACGAGAAUAUGUGAUCUUAAGGACUUGGCGGACUGAUCCUCAAAGCAGCACAUGUGUGUUAGCAGCUACCUCAGCAGACAGUGAAAGUGCUACUGUGAGUGGGAUCUUGGCUCAGGUCCUACUUUGUCAGUACCUUAUAGAAGCAGUUGGUGCUCAGAAAUCCAAAGUGACACACGUCUGUCGAAUAGAUACCAGGGGCCGGACAACAGAAUGGUACAACAGGGCUUUUGGUCAUGUGUGUGCUACAGAACUGAUAAGGAUUAAAGACUCUUUCAGAACUUCACCUUACUGAAACUCAGCCAUUUGAUGCUUUUGGAGACGAAGGCAAUGCAUGAUGCCCAAAGUUGCCUUUUUGAAAGCCUGGGCUUGGCUUGACUCACCUUUAUUAAAUUUUGAUCAAUUAAGAGAGGAAUAUAUAAAUAGAACUUCAAAUAAUUUUAUAAAAUAUUUUUUUUCAGUUCAGGUAUAUUCUUGAACUGACUGACAUUAUGCACCAUUCUUAAUAUUUGUUUUAUAUAAAAAUGUUAUUCC
Elgaria multicarinata webbii is the source of this 3572-nucleotide messenger RNA. RefSeq names its product rho GTPase-activating protein 7-like. Lineage: Eukaryota; Metazoa; Chordata; Lepidosauria; Squamata; Anguidae. Gene Ontology annotation, molecular function: lipid binding; GTPase activator activity; protein binding. The record is from RefSeq and is a predicted model, not a curated record. The transcript is spliced from 14 exons. Gene Ontology annotation, biological process: regulation of Rho protein signal transduction; signal transduction; actin cytoskeleton organization. Bases 88 to 3333 code for a protein of 1081 amino acids.